UCUAGUUCUCUUAACGUGAGUAACGUGAGAUUAUUUGGUGACAUUUUCGAUUUUAUUUACGUUAAGUAUCAAGUACUUAUUUAUUAUUUUUUUGCACAAAACGUGUAUGAUUAUGAAUAAUGUAUUGCAAAAAAUAGGUUUUGUAAAUAUUUAAAUAAAAAUAGGUUUUGUAAAUAUUUAAAUAAGAUUUAAAUUGAUUGAUACAAGAAUUAGCAUUUUUUUCAAUUUACAACUUUGGCAAAUGUUUAAAAUGCGUGUUUGUAUAACAUUAACGAGAUCAUCUAUCAGUUUCAUGGCGACACACACAGCAGUAAAACGUUAUUCAAAAAUUGGAUUCGUCGGAUUGGGCAACAUGGGCGGUCAUAUGGCAAAAAAUCUGUUGAAAAAAAGUUAUAAGCUCACUGUUUAUGACGUGAACAAAUCGGCAGUGACGAAUUUAGUGGAAGCGGGUGCAAAUAGUGCGUCAAACGUGGCUGAAAUGUCAAAUGAAGUUGAAGUUAUCAUCUCGAUGUUGCCUUCAAAUCAACAUGUCCUCGACGUUUACACAGGCGAAAACAGUGCACUCAGUGCAGCAAAAAAGAACGUUUUAUUAAUUGAUAGCAGUACUGUGGAUCCAUCGGUGUCUCAAUCGAUCGCAUUGCAGGCUCAGAAACAUAAUCUGAGAUUUAUCGACGCUCCCGUGUCGGGAGGUGUAAAUGCAGCCAAGGACGGUACUUUGACUUUCAUGGUUGGCGGUUCAAGUGCAGAUUAUGAUCAUGCGAAAUCUAUACUCAAAGCUAUGGGAACUAGAAUCGUUUAUUGCGGCGAUGUGGGUAUGGGUCAAGCCGCUAAGUUAUGUAAUAACAUGCUAUUAGCUAUUAGUAUGAUUGGUACUGCAGAGGCAUUCAACCUUGGACAAAAGCUGGGCUUGGAUGCCAAAGUGCUAGCAAACAUCGUAAAUUCCAGCUCAGGGAAAUGCUGGUCUUCCGAUCUCUACAAUCCAGUCCCAGGAAUUCUACCUAAUGUUCCCAGUUCGAAGAAUUACGAGGGUGGUUUUGGCACAACAUUGAUGGCCAAAGAUUUGGGAUUAGCUCAAUCUGCUGCAAUCAGGAUACAAGCUCCGAUUCCUCUCGGUUCUCUGGCACACCAGAUUUAUAGAGCAAUUAUUGCUCACGGAUACUCGAAUAAAGAUUUUAGCGUGGUUUACCAAUUUCUUAAAGGUAAAAAUUGAGAAGAUCUGAAAAAUAUUAAAGUUACAUUUAUUAAAAAAUGCAAAUAUAGUUUGGGAAUGAAAUAAAUGAAACCCAUAAAUGAGACAAAUUUUAUAUUUGAUUAUAAAUUUAAAUAUGUAUAUUUUAUUUUAUUUUUUAUUAUAUAAUUAUAUUAAAAUUUUAUAUUUUCUUAAAAUAUAUGUGCAUAAAUAUUUUUUUCUUUUUAUUUACUUUAUUUUUCUUAAUUAAUUUUUUUAUUUGUGUAUGUGUGUGUGUGUGUGUGUGUGUGUGUGUGUAAUAACUAUUCAGCAUUACUUUACAUUUUUUCUACAACCUACAGAAAGCGCCAGUUGAACUAAAUAUUGAUUAAAGGAUUUUUACAAAAUGUUGAUAAAACAUCUAUUUUAUCAAGUUAUGACAAAAUGUAUUUUUAAAGAAAUAUUUAUCUGAAUUUGUUUUUUAGUGAAAUAUUGAAAAUUAUAUACAAAAUCUUGGAAAAAUAAAAUAAAUUUU
Molecule: messenger RNA, 1703 nt
Organism: Cataglyphis hispanica
Lineage: Eukaryota; Metazoa; Arthropoda; Insecta; Hymenoptera; Formicidae
Product: 3-hydroxyisobutyrate dehydrogenase, mitochondrial
Exons: 7
Coding region: 242-1210 (322 amino acids)
Biological process (GO): L-valine catabolic process
Cellular component (GO): mitochondrion
Molecular function (GO): NAD binding; NADP binding; 3-hydroxyisobutyrate dehydrogenase activity
Source: RefSeq, a predicted model, not a curated record